Sugiyamaella lignohabitans is the source of this 1665-nucleotide messenger RNA. RefSeq names its product ribosome dissociation factor GTPase HBS1 (gene HBS1). The coding region runs from base 1 to 1665 and encodes 554 amino acids. Gene Ontology annotation, molecular function: GTPase activity; GTP binding. Gene Ontology annotation, biological process: translation. The record is from RefSeq and is a predicted model, not a curated record. Lineage: Eukaryota; Fungi; Ascomycota; Dipodascomycetes; Dipodascales; Trichomonascaceae. The transcript has a single exon.
AUGGUUUUUGGAGUUUCGAGGAACUCUACAUAUAGGGCUAAUACCGUCUCGCAUGCGGCAUUGGCCUUGGAUUCUGACCUACGUAACUCGGUUAUUGAGGCGUUUAGUAGUCCUAGUCCUGACGAUAUAGUUUUAUCAGCUCAAGAACAAGGUUUUUCAAAUUUGGAGAAAAAGUUGGGAGGACUGGCUAUGAAUGACCAAAUCAAAAAACCAGUAGCCUCACCGUUACCGAAAUCCACUUCGUCAGCUCCUUUGAAGUAUAACAUCAGUAGUGAACUGGUACAAACCAAAAAGCCAUCGCUAAGUUUUGUUGUCAUUGGCCAUGUGGAUGCUGGCAAAAGUACUUUAAUGGGUAGGUUAUUGUAUGAUGUAGGCGCUGUGGAUAAGCACAUCAUCGAUAAAUAUGCCAAAGAAUCAGGAAAUGUAGGGAAAGGAUCUUUUGCGUUAGCAUGGGUAAUGGACCAAACGGAAGAAGAAAGGAAUAGAGGGGUCACAAUUGAUAUUGCUGUCAGUACUUUCUAUUCAAAUGGAAUCCAGUUCACAAUAGUGGAUGCGCCAGGCCAUCGAGACUUUGUCCCUAAUAUGAUUGCUGGUUCGUCGCAAGCCGAUGUGGCAGUUCUUGUCGUUGAUUCUGCUACCAAUGCUUUUGAAUCCGGAUUCAGCUUGGAUGGACAAACAAAAGAACAUGCAAUACUGGUGCGAAGUUUGGGUGUGGACAGAAUUUUGGUGGCGGUUAACAAGUUAGAUACUGUGGAUUGGUCUUUUGAUAGAUUCGAGGAAAUACGCAUUCAACUCACAGAAUUUCUGACCAAGGUAGUUGGAUUUCAGUUAUCGAAGAUUACCUUCAUUCCUGUAUCUGGAUUAAAUGGCGACAAUGUCGUAAAUAAUAAAUCUGACGUUUCCUGGUAUUCAUCAAAGAAAACUAUUUUGUCAGAGCUAGAAUCAAUCGCCAUCAAUGAAAAAUCUUAUUCUCUGAAAAAGGAUCAUGAAAAGGAUUUUCGAAUGAUAAUCGCAAAUUUUUACGCUGUUCCACAUACGUCCGAUGUUGCUGUUCAAGGAAAAAUUGACUCUGGUUCCGUACAAAUCGGUCAAUUGUUGAAGGUUAUUCCGUCAGGAAUGGUUACACAAGUCAGGUCGAUAUCCCCUAUAGGGGAAGAUUCCUCGACUAACAAGUCUGAAUCAAAGCGGGAGUGGGCCAUCGCUGGCGACAACAUUCUACUGAGUGUACCGGCGACAAGUAUAGAUCUGGAUAAAGUCAGCGUAGGUGAUGUUUUGGCUAACCAAGAUUCAAAUAUUGAAUCUGUUCAUAAGUUCACAUCUAGGAUUGUAGUAUUCGACGUGGCAAGGCCCCUCCUUCCUGGCACGAAAGUGCUUCUUCACCGGGGACGUACAAACGAACCUUGUAAAAUAUCCAGACUAGUAUCCAUUUUAGAUAAGUCUACAGGAACCCCUAUCAAGAAAAAGCCUCGAUUUCUAUCCAGCGGCCAAACUGCUACCGUGGAUAUUGAGCUGGAAGGUGAUCAAACCAUCCCAUUGGACACGUUUUCCAACAGUAAAGAACUUGGAAGGUUUGUUCUUCGUAAGGGUGGUUCUACCAUUGCAGCAGGUGUAGUUGAUUCACUAAUUUCAUCUAAAGAGAAUACGCCAUCAACAGUACCAGCGUAG